AUGUUGGAAGGCAAAGUAUUGAUCCAAAACACAGACAUGCCUCCAAAGAUUCAACCCCAAGCCAUGUCUUUAGCCUCUGAAGCUCCAGAUCUUUUCUAUGUUUUUUACUGCAAGAACAUUGCAGCUCAUAUCAAGAAGAAGUUUGACAUGAUCAAUAGACCUGGAUGGUAGUGUGUUGUAGGCUCAAACUUUGGAUUUUUCACUCACACUCAGGGAACUUUCAUUUAUUUCUGUUUGAAAACUCUUUAUUUUCUUAUCUUCAAAGGAGCUUCAUCUUCUGAACAAUUAGGACUUAUUGGAUCUUAG
Messenger RNA from Dioscorea cayenensis subsp. rotundata (Guinea yam), 306 nucleotides. Its product is annotated as dynein light chain LC6, flagellar outer arm-like. Gene Ontology annotation, molecular function: dynein light intermediate chain binding; dynein intermediate chain binding. The record is from RefSeq and is a predicted model, not a curated record. Lineage: Eukaryota; Viridiplantae; Streptophyta; Magnoliopsida; Dioscoreales; Dioscoreaceae. Gene Ontology annotation, cellular component: dynein complex. Gene Ontology annotation, biological process: microtubule-based process.